Molecule: messenger RNA, 1245 nt
Organism: Ectocarpus sp. CCAP 1310/34
Lineage: Eukaryota; Phaeophyceae; Ectocarpales; Ectocarpaceae
Source: the annotation of a GenBank genome assembly
CAAGGCGUGGGCUGCUCCACGCUCUACAAUCUAGUGGACGAGGUGGCCGAAGAGAUGAACGGCGAUGGGGCGAACGAAGCACCUAUCUCCAAUACACCUCAGGGUACUUGCUCCCCGUCUCUGGAUGAUGUGGACAGCAAGAUGUAUGAUUCUGUUGACAGCAGCAUGAGCACGUCCAAAUACACUUCCGAGAACUACAGAAGAGCCGUCGGGGCGAGCUACGUGCUCACCAUGGGGGUGUCAGGUAUAGUGCUGGUGGCACUCGCGUCCUCUCUGAGAGACCUGGCGUCAGCUCUCGACAAGACAUCGGUCGAGAUUGGCGCUGUCUUUCUUACGAGGGGGCUUGGGGCAGGGCUCGGCAACAUCGUUUCGCCCAAGCUGUACAAGUGGGCAAGAGGCAAGAUCACCAUCUCCGUGAUGCUGUUCCUCCUGGCCGCGAACCUCCUCCUGGUUCCCCUCGCGAAUACGGUGGGCUCGCUGCACCUUAACUUCCUCUCCCUGGGCUUCCUCACGGCGAUCGUCGACGCCGGCUGCCAGUUGAUGACGCGCCGCCUCCACGGAAGUGCGGCGGGACCGUGGCUGGGAGCCAACACGGUGUCCUUCGGACUGAGCGGGGCUUUCUCUCCCCUCAUUGGUUGGCUGACGGGGUCGCUGGUCGUGGAGUACGCUAUCCUUGCUACCGUGGCCUUCUUGAUCGGCUGCUUCCUUGUCGUGCUGCCGAGCCCGGACGUGGAGCCGGCGCCCCACGAGGAGGUAAUCCAGGUGACCCCCAUCAAGCUCCCGGAAGGGUGGUCAAAGCCUAAAGCGUUCUACGAGGCGAACAAGAUAGACUUCCACCUGUGCAGCAUUAUGUUCUGGUUCAUGGGCGGGAGGAUGGCGGCGACAGCUUUCCUGCGUCAGUUCGCGGACAACGCCUCCGGCGCUUCCCGACGGACGCUGCUGAUCGUGUGCCUCUGGCUGGCCAUCACCCUCGGCCGCGUCUUGGGCCUGAGGGACCAGCUGACGCUCACGCUGGCGCGGCUGUACCGGCACGCCGCCGUGCUCUGCAUCGGCGGCGCGGGGGCCAUGUUCGUGCUGCUCGUGUCCAGCCGCAGCACGGCCAUGCUCUGGGUGACGGUGCUGGCCUUCGGGCUGUUCAACGGCCCCGUGCUCGGGUACGGGUACGACCUGAGUACCCGCGUCUCCCCCAACCCGGCCACCAGCUCGACCAUCGCCGAGUUCGGCAUUACGGCGGGUGCAAGGUGA